Cucumis melo (muskmelon) is the source of this 2593-nucleotide messenger RNA. RefSeq names its product protein EXECUTER 2, chloroplastic. The record is from RefSeq and is a predicted model, not a curated record. The coding region runs from base 221 to 2182 and encodes 653 amino acids. NCBI's taxonomy places the organism in Eukaryota, Viridiplantae, Streptophyta, Magnoliopsida, Cucurbitales, Cucurbitaceae. Gene Ontology annotation, cellular component: thylakoid membrane. The transcript is spliced from 11 exons. Gene Ontology annotation, biological process: singlet oxygen-mediated programmed cell death; response to singlet oxygen.
UUCAUGGGGGUCCGGAAGAAACCAACAAAUCUGAAUGGGCCUUCUUCGUCAUAGAAAUAUAGGCUAAAAAGUUAUCCGAGGCUAAAACGAUUCUAUCCUUUCAUCAAUCACAAGAACUUCUUUCUCUUCAUCUUUCCUUCUUUCAAAUACACAAGAAAUUUCUCAAAGUCUAACGCCAACCCAAUCACAACAAGACACAAGGAACUGUGAAAUCUUCGAGAUGGGUGUUGCUGGGCAAGCAAUUCCCAUGCUUCAAUUCACUCCCUUUUGUUCUUUCGAUUUGUCUCCCAAGAAAUCCAAUGAUUCGAGGCUGAUUAUGAGCUGGGGUUGUGCUAUUCAUGCUAAUAAUCCCAAGAUUUCUAUUACUUCCACUAGACAUCCAAGAAAUUCUGCCUUGUUUUGUCGUUGUAGUGCAAAUGGCGGUACUGGCGAGAGUAAUAGCAACUUGUCUUCUUCUUCUUCUUCUUUGGAGUGGGAUUGGGUUAGGUGGAACCGGUAUUUCUCUGAAAUCGAACAGGCUGAAAACUUUGCCUCUGUUCUAAAGUUUCAACUUGAAGAGGCUGUUGAGAAAGAAGACUUUGAAGAAGCUGCAAAAUUAAAACUGGCUAUUGCUGAAACUGCACAAAAGGACAGUGUUGCGGAAAUUAUGCAUCAGUUGAAGAGUGCAAUAGAGGAGGAGCGAUACCAAGAUGCCUCGAUGUUGUGUAAAUGCACAGGAAGUGGAUUGGUGGGAUGGUGGGUGGGGUACUCUCAAGAUUCAGAUGAUCCCUUUGGCAGAUUAAUACGUAUAACUCCUGGAGUUGGCAGAUUUAUUGGUAGGGGUUACAGUCCAAGACAGUUGGUUACGGCAUCCCCAGGAACUCCACUGUUUGAGAUUUUUAUUGUCAAAGAUGAUGAAGAGAGAUAUGUCAUGCAGGUAGUGUACAUGCAACGAUCCAAAGGAAAUUCUAAAAUCUCAACAAGUCCACCAUCAGAGCCUUCAAGUAGCCCGUCCACAUCUGGAGUCAAGAAUCAAACUGCUGUAGACAUUCCAGAGAAUGUGGUCACGAAGGAGGAAAGUGAGGAAAAGGGUGUUACUAUGGAAGAAGCUACUGAAGAGGGAAUAAAGGGGGUGAUAAAUUUUUUGAAAGAUAAAAUUCCGGGAUUGAAAGUUAAAGUAAUGAAUACCAAUGUUCCCGAGGAAGUCAUUGAGGAUGCUAACUCUGUCAAGCAAUUGAUGCAAGAAGAUAGUGAGAAGACGGGGACUAGUGGGAAUUCUGAGGAUGAAAUGGAUAGGAUAGAUGAGAUUCAGCCUGAGGCAGUUUCAUUAGGUGAGAAUAGUGAUGCUAGUGAUGAUGAAAAGGAUUUAGAUGUGAAGCUUUAUAUUGGAGGGGUUGUACAUAACAGUGAAGAGACUCCUACAAAGGAUGAGUUUGUACGCCAUCCAGCUUUUAUUCAGAAUAUGGAUAGGGAUUCUUUUGUGCUGCAUAUUCCCGAGAGAAGCCUAGAUCUUGACACUGCAGAAAAUAAAGUCUCAAAGGUCAAAGUGGCAGCUUUAGCGGCCCAAGGUGUUUCCGAGCUUAUGCCAGCUGAUGUCGCCAAAGUAUUUUGGGGUGUUGAUAAGGUUUCUCCGAAGAUUUCAAGGAAUGUUCGAGAGAUAGUCAAAAGGGCAGUCAGUCAAGCACAGAAGCGGAGUAAACUAUCUGAAUAUACUACCUUCAAUCGGAUUACUACAGCGAGUGGAGACCUAGAUCCAUUUGAUGGUCUCUAUGUUGGUGCAUUUGGCCCUUAUGGCACUGAGGUGGUGCAGUUGAGACGAAAAUUUGGACACUGGAAUGAUUUGGAUAACAAGGAGAACACUACAGAUAUAGAGUUCUUUGAGUAUGUAGAGGCAGUAAAGCUGACUGGUGACCUUAAUCUUCCGGCUGGCCAGGUCACUUUUCGGGCUAAAAUUGGGAGAGGAAACCGCAAUGCCAACCGUGGAAUGUAUCCAGAUGAACUGGGAGUGGUUGCAAGUUACAAAGGUCAAGGUAGAAUAGCUGAAUUUGGGUUCCGAAAUCCCCAAUGGGUUGAUGGAGAACUUCUCCAAUUAAAUGGCAGGGGUAUUGGGCCAUAUGUCAAAGGUGCAGAUCUCGGGUUUCUCUAUGUAGUUCCUGAGCACAGUUUCCUUGUACUCUUCAACCGUUUGAAGUUACCCGAAUGAUAGAUGCUCGAUUCUUGCCUCACAUUUUGGUUCAAUCCUUUUUGAAUCUGAUGAGUGACAUUGCCUGGCUUCACAACAGGAAGAAAGUUCUAAUCUCUGUAACGAAAGGUUCAAGCAACGAAGACUCUUCCAGCUACGUAUUUCCCAUUACAUUUCCUCUUUCAGGCAAAAUUUUGGUCUUUAAUAUAGUUCAAGAUAUCUUCUACUUCCUUUUCCCCUGAGGUAUAUAUCAAAUUUUGAUGAUUCGACAUAUAAUAGUGUGUGAUUCUGGAAGAGUAUCUGUGAGCACCCUGUUGUUUGCAUGUGAAAAUAUUUAACAUCUACUCAAUAAUAUGUGAAACAUAGGCCAUGACCUUUUAUAGUACCACCUAACCUGAAUAUUCAAUGAAGCUUUGAAACUAUGGCUGAUUA